Molecule: messenger RNA, 728 nt
Organism: Ictalurus punctatus (channel catfish)
Lineage: Eukaryota; Metazoa; Chordata; Actinopteri; Siluriformes; Ictaluridae
Exons: 2
Coding region: 16-654 (212 amino acids)
Source: RefSeq, a predicted model, not a curated record
ACAAGAGUAGAAUUUAUGCCCCAUGCUGAUUAUAAAGUGGGCGAGGACCCCGAUGAGAUUGCGAUGGAAGAUGAAGUUGCUCAGGAAGUGAUCUGUAGCUCAGUUUGUGCUACGGUUGAAAAGUCUGAAGGUUGUUUCAUAGUCGCUAAACAGGUCCGAGAGGUUCCAACUGGUCUGGAAGAAAGUGAAAUGGAGAUUGAAGAGUGGUGUCCAUCCAAUAUGGCUCCCACUGAGAAACAUGACCUGAACGGACCUGAACUGGGCGGGUCCACUGAAAAAGGAUUGGACGCCAGAUUUGUCGACAGCACGGGUAUUGCUUCCAUUGAAAUACAUCAUGUGAAAGGUCACUGUGAAAACGACAAGCCCAUAACAGCUGUAUCAGGGAGUACAGAGCCUGCUGGAGGAGAUGCCAUCAAUGCUAAGCAGAACAGUGAACCUCUAGCACCACCUACUGUCCAGGAGAAGUGCAUGCAGUGUCUUUUAGACCAGAAUCACUGUGACACUUCUGUGACCUCUACUGUUGCUGAGCAGCAGGUCUGUAACCCCACCCUGACCCCUGCUCCUAGUGAGGCAUCUCAGGAGACUGGCUUAUCCGUUCCAUCGUCGCUUUACUCUAUGACGGACUCCCAACUCCAUAAAAUUGCGUUAAGGUGAGGGUUGUGACUUGCAUCAUGGCAGACCCUAACAGACCUGAACUCUAGCAGUGUAAAUACUGACUCGUUUGAACU